AUGUGCACUGCGCCUUGCGCUCUGAUAUGCCGUGCCGGCUCCUGCCCGUGUCAGGGGCGGCUCGAGGCGCUGCCGUCCUCCGGUUUGCUCGAGCUCGACUUUCGGUGCGGCGACCACGCGGCCCUGCUCGAGGGGCUGGCGGCGGGGAGCGCCGACCUCGUGGUCUUCAACCUCGGCUAUCUCCCCGGCGGCGACAAGUCGAUUGUCACGACCGCCGAGGGCACCGUGCGCGCGAUGAGCGCGGCAGAGGCUGCGGUUGCGCCGGGCGGGUGCGUGAGCGUCGCUCUCUACCCGGGACACGAGGAGGGGUCGAGGGAGGCGGAGGCGGUGCUGGAGCACGCCGCGCGCUUGCCGCAGGGAGGCUGGUCCGUGCUCUCGUCGCAGUGGAUCAACCAGCGCUCCAAGCGGAGCGGCAGCCCCGCGCCGUCCCUGCUGCUCCUGCAGCGAAUGCACUGA
This is a messenger RNA of Emiliania huxleyi CCMP1516, 456 nucleotides long. RefSeq lists its product as hypothetical. The record is from RefSeq and is a predicted model, not a curated record. Lineage: Eukaryota; Haptophyta; Isochrysidales; Noelaerhabdaceae. The transcript is spliced from 3 exons. Bases 1 to 456 code for a protein of 151 amino acids.